Messenger RNA from Folsomia candida, 11134 nucleotides. RefSeq lists its product as uncharacterized. The transcript is spliced from 9 exons. Bases 130 to 10086 code for a protein of 3318 amino acids. The record is from RefSeq and is a predicted model, not a curated record. Gene Ontology annotation, cellular component: membrane. Gene Ontology annotation, molecular function: ATP binding; protein binding; ABC-type protein transporter activity. NCBI's taxonomy places the organism in Eukaryota, Metazoa, Arthropoda, Collembola, Entomobryomorpha, Isotomidae. Gene Ontology annotation, biological process: protein targeting; protein import.
UCCUUGCCAGUCUUGUAUUGACUUCGUCUUUGUGCAUUCUUCGUACCAGAUCAAGCGUUCAUUUCAUUAAGUUCUACAAUCCCACUGCUUAAAUACCAAAUAACCGAUCCCUAAGCGUGAAUUUGAAAAAUGGGAGCCUCAACUUCCAUCCAUCUUCAAAACACGACCCCAUUCCCUGUCAACCUUUCCGGGAUUUUUACCGGGAUCGGGAACGGCGGUCCAAAAUACCAUCUAAAACCGGACUCAUCCCUUGCCAUCCCUCUCGAUGAGGUCCAACAUUAUGGGAAAUUCAUCCUUGAAUUACGAUCCGACCAAGGGGCUAUCCUCAAAAGCGUCAUCUUCCCGAUAAAACAUUACUCCCGAUGGUCCAUCAAUUUUGACGGGAUUGGCGAAUGUGUCUGGACCAAGGGCAACUGGAGUGUAAAUUAUUACGUCCCAUUCUACCAAUGGAACAAGGAUUACGACCACACCUUCAUUAUCGACCGGAUGAAAAUGUAUCAACCAAUCAGUUACGAUAUCCACCCAAAAUCCGCUACUGCACCAAUUCCAACAAUAUCCUUAUCCGAUUUAAGCGAAAAGAUUGAAAAACACCUAAAAGACGUAGUUGAUGACGAUGAGAAAUGGGCAACCGAACUGAUAUCCGAAAUGGAGGCGGCGUUUUUACAAAAUCACCAAAAAUUUGCCGAUGCUUUCUCUUCGGAUAAAAAUUGCUACAAAGUUCUCCAUGUUCUUGGAUCAUUUGCGUCCGAGCAGUAUGGCACGACGGAGUCUGACUUUGUCUGUUGUAUGAUUUUUAAUGAGAUCAUGCUCAUUUACGACGCCAUGAAGGGGCAGACUUUUAAAAAUUUUAAAGCUGAUGAUGCAAAAGUGAAGGAGGGUCAAGAGAAAGUGUUGACGCAAUUCAAAGAACUCGUCUCUAAGCCAACAUUUCUUGAAAAUGCGGCCGACUACUACUCCACCCAGCCAGAAGUUAAUCAAGCUCUGGUUCAAGUCCUUUUUGACAAUUGUGACUUCCCCAAGACAGAAUCAAGCAUUGGCCUUCACCUCUACUUCAUACAAGAAAAUGACAAACGGAAGCCCCUCUACAACAGGGAAAAGGAUUCCAAAUUGUUUUUGGAGUUGUGUGGGAAACUUUUAAAAAUCGACGUAUCCGCCAAGGAGGUCAGCCAACGGGAACGAGAACUGAUUUUGUGCUUGUUGACAGCCAUAGUGGUAAAGGACGUGAAAACAAGCGAUCUGAAUAAUUAUAUUGAAAAAAUGGUUAAAAUUCAGGCCCGCGAAGGAAAAGCUGCCGACGGUUCUAAUGAAGAAGAUCGAAACUACCACCAAGAAAAAGGUAGUCUCGCCCUCCUGGUAAUUGCUGCCUUAGAACAAUCCAUCUACAACAGUAAGGAUCUGCACAUCCCAAUCGACUGUAUCGGAUAUAUGAGCGAAUAUCCAGAACAAUUCCUAGCCGGCGAAAUGCUCACGUAUUCCUUAGAAGUUCUGGGCACCAGCACAGAAAAGGAUACCGUAUAUUGUGCCAAAAUAUGCACGGCAUUCGCCGCAGCGAAGAAUAAGACGAUGAUUUUUGAAAAUGAGAAGACCAUGCUGACAUUUAGCACCUUAUUUGAGAAGAAAGUACACCCCGCAGAUACUCUUUACAGCCAUUUGAUUAUGGCCGUACAAAAUGCGACAGCAUCUCUAAAAUUGACGAAGAAUCACGUCCCAAAAUUGGUGGAUUGUUUGACAACUGUUUUACGCGAGGAGAAAGCAGAGACUCUUUCCUACACUGUGAAUACGCUGCAAUUAAUUAAGGCGUGUUGCACGUCGGACAAGAAUUUUGUGGAGGUUGCCGGAAUGAAAGAUUUUUCCAAGGGGGUGAUUGCACAACUAAAAACUUAUUUGGAAAGCAAGCAAAAGGAUGGAAUUGACAAGGAAGUGUGGACUGAGUUUUUCAGCGGUUUCAGCGCCGUGAUUGCUUUGAAAGGGGAGAAAGUUCAUGUUGAUACGAUUAAGAUAAUCCUUGAAAUGGAGAAAGGUGUCAAACCGGAGGUGAAAGAUGGAAGGAAGUUUGCCUUGGAGACGGUCGAGAAGGCCUUGGGCCAUAUGGAUGGAGAUGAUAAGGAUGCGCAGAAUUGGGAAAUCUACCUAGGUGAUCCAAAAUACGAUGGAAACGGUGAUUUACAAGCCGCCAUUCUGAGAAGUAUAGCUUUUCCCUCGGAACGAAUUGAGACCCUUGUAAAGUCGGAACUAACCAAAUUUGAAAUUCGCGGGCAACAAGCUAUCCUUCGUGCUCUCAUCAAAUUCAACCCCUUCCCUCAACCCGUGGUCACAAAUAUUAUAGAACUCAUGACCCCCAAAUCGGCUACAGACCCGGAGAAUGCCCUCAUUAUUCCGGAAUGUCUUUCCAUCAUAAAAUCCUGGCUGGGGCAUAAAGAAACUAAAGGCGAUGUGAGUAAAGAACUUACAAGUCUAUUUGACACAAUACAAAAAAAUGAUUGGAUUUUCGUCGAGUCCUUCGAUAGAAUUUUCGCAAUUGCGGAAACAAUCUUGGCAAAAGAAAAUGAAAAAGACAACCAAAUUAAUCCCACGGAUGGAGAAAUCACACAUUUUUCGUCUUACAUAAAACAAGCCCUUGAAUCAGAAAGUGACGAAAACCCGGCAACAUAUGCCACAAAAUUACUCCUAAAGCUAACUACAUCCAUCGCAGAAUCUGACCAGGAGCAUAUUAACGACUUAAUAAAAAGAAGAUCCCAAAUUUCUGGAGAUCCCAAAGUACAAGAAAACAUUGUCCGACUCGUCACCCUGGAAAAAUCUUGGGUCAAAUUAACUCUACCCGAAAUAUCAAAACUCCUCCGCAAUACCCCAUACGACAUAAAAAUUGCGGGCAUUCUUGUCCAACAAUUUGCUGAAAAAGAUGACGAAGACGUCGCACUUGACCUUGUCGAAUAUGUCGCAAAAGCACCAAAGCUUGAAGAAGACGUUCAAAAACUAAUUGCACAAAUUGUGUCCACCUCCACCAAUACGAUGGUACUAAUGGAUGUCAUAUCAUUCCUUGAGAACACAAUAUCAUCCCAAUUCCCUGACAUAAAACAAGAAUGGAUAUCUCAACUGUUUGAAAUUCUUAACAAAAAACAAGCCAUCAAAGAUGGUCGCGCAGAAUUAUUGGACGUCUUUCUUCCCCUCGUAUUCAGCCUGGAAUUAUAUUACGGGCUUGAUCCCAAACUCUGGACGGAUUGGACCGAUUUACUAAACAAGCUUGGACUUUCCUUGAGCUCAAAAAGAUACAUGGAAUGGAUAACCACCGCUAACAAGGAAAGAUUAGACGGUAAGGUGAAAGUUUCUUUGGAUGAUUACUCCACUUCAACGUCUUGGGUAGCCCAAUGGGGAAAGGCAGAUCGGGAAGGGCUCCUUCAUAUCGCAUAUCAUCUCCCUUCCAUAAAAACUAUCCCGUUGGGAACCAAGCUUAAAUUGUACUGCAUGGCGGCAGACAUGACAAAUUUAACCUUUACCAAAGACGAUAAAACAGCAGUGUCAUCUACUGAAGAAACUCCGGAAGAAUUUUACUUCCGAGCUUUCACCCAAUUGGAUGACACAGAAUCAAAGGAAAAUUGGAAACUAACCAAUGAACAAUUGAAGACCUUGAAGCAAAAAUUGAAGGAUGACAGUCUCACCGUUUUUACAGAGUUGGUCAUAUUAUUGGGAAAAUAUUACGUCACGAAUGCCAAAUAUGACGUUGCUACAGCGCUAUUUGAUUCAAAUCUGGAUCCCACCGAGGGGAAAAAAUUGAAAGAUCAAAUCAACGUACUGACCGAGGUGGAAAAAGAUUUGGCUAAAUUGCCCAAAGAGGAUGAAGACUUGCACAAGAAAAUUAUGGAAAUCGAUCCUAAAAAUGGCGAGGCACUAAUGAAGAAACUAAUUAAGGAGUUGGGCCUCGACUAUUUUAACGAGGGAAAAUCUAGUUUGGCGAAUCUACUCAAGUCAAUCCCAUCCAAGAAUGUUGACGCAAAAAUUCUUUCUUCCACAUUGACUUGGGAUUGGGGUAAGGAGUUACUUCAUUCCUACAUUGUCACAAAUUUGUUGGAAAAUAAGAACAAUACUCAAGUUACCAAGGAAAAUAUUAAAAUUGAGUUUGCCCAGUUGUGGAAUGAAUUUGUAACUAAACACGUACCCAUCCGAUACAAUCCGACCAAUAUUAAAACCGAUGUCGAAUUUUUGGCAAAAAUUAAGGAGAAAGUUGAUAAAAUUUUUGGGUCAGAGUUUCGCAUUGAAAAAGUCAACCUGUUAUUCAUCCUCCUCCAAAAUUUGGAAACUUAUAAUUUCUUCGAGAAUGAGAAAGAAAUCCCGUCCCUCGAAACGUUACAAGCUACAUGGAUUAAAAAACUGAUCGGGAAGGAAGACCUGGACGAGAAGCUUGUCCAGGAAUUUUGGAAGAAAACGGCUGAAUUGAAUUAUCUGACCGGAGAAGUUCUUGGAUUUAAAGCCAUACAAAAAUUAGUAUCGUCCAUUUCUUCUUCCGAAUUUCAAAAUGUUUCCGGUUUGCUCGAUCUUCUUAAACAAUUGGAAUUUUCAAGCCAAAACUUCCUCAUGGUUGUACCCAAUUUUGAAAAUCCGACCGAAAAACAAACCGUUGCCGAUAUUACACAAAGGGUUCAAGAUUUCUAUCUACAAAUUGUCAUUGGAAAUUUCGCCGCAAAUUUUUUCCACUUCAAAAAAUCUACAGGGAUUGAUCAAAUCUGUGUCAAGCUGGCCCAUCUUUUGAACUCUGCGGAAAGAAAAGGCUGGGAUUUUGCGACGAUCAAACGAUUUUUUGAUCUCGUCAAGUCAAAGUUUGAAGCCAGCGAUAAAGCGGAUGAUCAACAGGACCAGAUUGCCUACGCUUUUUCCGGCGUUUUAAACCAUUUUGGAUCCUACGAUUUUGAGAUGGACGCCGUAAAGAAGACCCUUGAAAAAGUUGAGGGGAAAGAUGAAGUCAUAAAAAAUUGGAUAUCUCACCUUCCCCCAUUACCGCAUGCCGACAACGCGAAAGAACGAGAGCUGGACGAAUUGGUCAAACUUGUCACCACCGAUAAUGGAGAUAAGGUGAAUGCAGAUGAAAUUAAGAAAUUAAUUUCAUCCCUGGAUUCCCUCGAAAUGAAAUCGUGGGACAAGGAAAAAAUCACGGAAUGGGCUAAGAACCAGAAAACCAAUGACAAGCCUAGUAUCUCCGACACUAUGUGCGUCAUCUGCCGAACCGCAGAAUUAAUUCUGAGUAAUAAACCCCGGACAGCUCAAAUGGUCGCGCUCGCAGCAUUAAUACAGUCCGUCGAGAAGGGAAAAGAUAUCGGUCGUCUCGCCAAAAUCGAGACGGGGGAAGGAAAAUCGUUAAUCAUUGCUAUGUUAGCAUCGUACGUUUGUCUUAACAAGAAAGACAUGAAAGUUGACGUUAUCACGACAUCGUCAACACUGGCGACUCGAGAUGUGGAUGAUAAUAAGGCGUUAUUUGAAACCCUGGGACUAUCCGUGGUCCUUCUGACACAACGCGGGACUGAGGAAACUUAUAAAAACGAUGUCGUCUAUGGAGACACGACGUCCUUCCAGGCGGACGCUUUAAGGGAAAUAUUUCAUUUUGAGAAAGUUCGUGGCGAUAGAAAAUUCAAAUUUUGCAUUGUAGACGAAGUCGAUUCCAUGCUGAUUGAUCAAGCUUCCUAUGCUACAAAAUUGGUGGAUAAAGUGCCCGGCUUUGAGUUCAUGGAGAUUGUCUAUACCGCAAUUUGGAAGCAUGUUAACGACAUUGAGAAUCUAUUCUUACCCCUCGGUGCGAAUCAGGAGGUGUACUGCGUCGAUCAAACGGUUGGAAUGGAUCCGAAAGAUAUAAUUUCCCUACUAUCCAAGGUCAAUUCAAAAGAUGGCAAAGGCUCAAGAAAAAUUUUAUUGUCAAGAAUACAAGGAUUUUGUGAGAAUAAUUUAAAUCGAGAAAAGGGCGACCAGAAAACGAGGGAGGAUUUGAAGACGCUCAUUGAAAAUAAGAAAUUACCCGGUUUGCCGGCAGGAAAAUCUGAAAUUUCAAAUGAGGAAUUGGACGAAAUCAUAAAACUAAGGUGGGACUAUGAAAAAGGUGGCGCCGUCUUACGGCGGAUUUGUGAAAAACUACUGGGACAUAAAAUCAUCGUUAUGACCGUUACCGACGAUGGAUUUAGUCCAUAUAGCGGAUACCAUGACACCCCUGGUAACGAUGGCAACGAUAUUCCAGAUUAUUUUAGACCGAUUUACCUUUUCUACUUCAGUCAACAAUUAAUGAGACUUAUUCCGGUGGAAGCGAGUAGCUCUCAAAUGAGGCAAAAAGUGGCGGCCAGGAUUAAAGAUCUUAUCGUGGCUUCGACCGAGAAAAGUGUGGAGUCUGAGAAAAAAUUGGUGAUCCCGAAUCAUUUCAUGGAUUUUUUCAAGGGAAAGUUAAUGACCUGGAUACAGUCAGCAAUUACAGCGCGCUAUCAUAUGGAUAAGGAUCAAGCAUAUAUUGUUAAAAAAGGGGAAAAAGAUGGGGAAAGAAAAUCGAUUAUUCCGGUGGAUGUGGAGCACACGGGUGCGCUAGAGCAAGAUUCCGUCUGGCCGGAUGGACUACAUCAAUUUCUUCAACUGAAACACAAACUUGCUUUUACACCGGAGAGGAUUUCGACAAAUUUUAUGUCCAACUUGACAUUCUUUAACAAAUACGAGGGGAACGUGUUGGGUGUGACGGGGACGUUGGGAUCAAUUACGGAAAGUGGGAUGUUGGAAAAAGUUUAUUCAGUGGACACCAUACAUCUCCCAACGUUCCAGGAAAAGAGACAUAUUAUGUUACAGGACCUCGCAUUCCAAACAGAAUCCGAUUAUAUGUCCGCCAUUUUAACCUCCGUAUACACCACAACCAAACAAGGCCGAGCCAUACUUGUAAUUUGCAAAACUAUCGAAGAUGUCACAUCACUCGAGACAUACUUAAACGAAGCCAUCUCGGAAGUUGGCGAACCCCCAAACAUUCAAAAAUAUUCCCGCCCCGAUGUCGACAAAGAGAAACACGUUCCCCUAAGCGACCUUGUUCCAGGGAGCAUCGUCCUUGCCACCAAUCUCGCCGGGAGAGGGACUGAUCUCAAAAUUAAUAAAGAUGUCGACACCAACGGCGGCUUACACGUGUGCGUCACAUUUCUACCAAGAAACCUCCGUGUCGAGGAGCAAGCUCGAGGACGCGCUUCCCGCAACGGAAAACGUGGCUCGAGUCAACUCAUAAUUUGGAAUCAAGAUUCCACCCGCCAAGAUUGGAAGGCUUGGCAGGCCGUUACCGAACUGAAGAAAGUAACGGCACAAGUUGAAGAGGAAGAAAUAUCCAACGUAACAAAUAUCACCAUUCCUAAUAUUAAAGUUCAGGACAAACUUUUCUCCGAUUAUUGCGAGAAGCGCCUUAAACUCUACAACGAUAAAAAAGACGACGUAAACAGGGACCGUCUUCUAGAAGCCUUGGACGAACGAUGGGGUUUCCUCUUGGACAAUAAUAACCUUAAAAUCAAUGCUUCCCCUUCUAAAAAAAUUAUUGACCCGAAAACAAUCCCACUAGACAGCUUGGAUAAUGGGUCGGAUGUUGACGCCAUUAAGAAUGCGCAGUAUCACAUGCUCAUGGCAAAUAAUUACAUGGAAAAAGAGAACUACGGUGACGCAAUAUCAAGAUACGAUCAGUCUGUCAAGCUAGACAAAAGUUUUUCUGGAACGGCCUUCUACUAUCGUGCAUACUCAAGGAUUAACGAAUUCAAGGACGACUACAAGAAAAAGGCUAUUGCAGAUUUGGACGAUGCGUUCAACCUCAUGCAAAAUUUGUAUCAUCCUGCCCUCAUGUCUUGCAAUUCGUACACCAUGAAUGUAGCAGAUGUUGAUGCGGAUGAGGAUAAGAGGAAAGAUGAAAAUUCGGACGACACGGAGAAACCUAAGGACAAAGAUUAUACCAUUCAAAUUACAGGAAAAUUGCAUUUACUAAAGUUAUGGGCGGAAACGAUUGGAGCAGCGAAGGAACAAUUGGGCACGUCAUCAGAAGUAAAAGCAAAACUUGUCUCAAUUGAGGAUCAUGUGAAAGGAUAUGAGGACAAGGAUAAAAUUGCAUCGUCUGAAAUUCAAGACAUGAAGGAUGCCGGAAUUGCUUAUUUCCUUGAAAUCGAGAAGCGUCCUGCCCCAUGGUGGGCAAUUUUUACAGUGAUUGUGGUUGGUGUUGUGGAAGCUGUUGUCGGAUUGGCAAUUAUGGCAUUUUCAGGUGGAGCACUUGGCGAAGCCUUCCUAAUCGAUGGCGUUCUCGAUAUUGCAAACGGAAUUGAAGCCGCCAUUACUGGAGAGUACAUCAGCCUAUCAGAAUUUUUCAAGCAGAAAGCAAUCAACGCUGGCAUCAUGCUUGCAACGUUUGGAUUUGGCGCAAUAAUGUCAAAAGUGGCGACGGUUCUCAAAGGAACUAAAUUUAUACAAUUCCUCUCCCGAGGAAAAGAUCUCUUUGCUUCCGCAGGAAAAUUUAUUUCCAACAGUUGGGUCGGCCGUGUUGGUCAAGCCCUAAAAAAGACCGUUGUCAAAAUUCAGAGCUUCGUGUUCACGAAGACCAAAUUAUUUUGGAAGGCUAUGAAAACAGCUGGGCAAUUUGUCUGGAAUGCGACAAAAGCUGCUGGUAGAAGAAUUAAGGGGGCUUGGGAAUCCAUCACCAAAUACUGGAAAGAAGCCGAAGAAGCCAUCGAGGAAGGCGAAGAGACUUUGACGCGAAGUGUUAGUGAAGCAGAAAGUGAAGUGGCAGAAACCGAAAGUGCCACGUCCACAAGCCUAACCGGAGAAAAUCUGCGUGGCACUCAAUUCAAAAAUUUGGGAAAAAUUGUUGGCAAAGAAAUGGGUCGUCGAGCACUACUCAAGGGGUUAGACUUCGCCCUACAAAAAGGGUUGGAACCAGUUAUAACUAAAUGGAUUAAGGAAGCCAUUCACAAGAAAGUCCAGGAAAAGGUGAAUGAAAGAAUGAAAUCUGACUCAGUGUUGAAACCAUUAACAAAAUUUGUUCAAGAAGCUGAAACUGUGACGAAUUAUACCGCCAAGAAGAAUGAAUUUAACGCGAUGUGGACUCAGAUUGUUGAUGAUACCUUGCAAAUUGACAACGCCGGUAUUCAAGCCUUUCUACAAGUAGUGGACGAGUUUUGUGACGAAGCACAAAGAACACUUGUCGAAAAGAGAGAACAAGAGGGAGCAAGAGCCACGUUAGCGUGGGUAAUAGAAAAAUUCGGCAUCGUUGUUUUCGAAAUCACGUCAUUUUCUGUUAUGAUUGAGGAACUUGUUACAACAAUGGGUACCCUGUUCGACAAAUUUGUUAGCGAAUUAAAGUCGAAAACUGGAGACGGUCAACCCGACGAAAUUCCCAAGGAGUCCUACAUCUAUGCUAAGGAAGGGAAGGAUGCGUUUGAUAAGGAUAAAACUGAGUUAUCUCAAAAAAUCGCGAAUGAAAUUACGUCACAACUAGUCGCAAUUAUUGUGCAAGGAUUGUUUAGACCGCACGCGGAAAAAGUGUUGAAUUCAAUGACCAAGAAGAUGAAACUAUUCAAGACGGAGCAUUUAAUUGAAGAGCUUGGAAAAAUGCAGGAGGCAAACGGACACCCAGAACGAUUUCCAAAUGCCAAUAUCUGGGACAUGUAUAAAAAAAAUACCCAUGUCAAGGACGAGAUUCAUGAAGAAACAUCUGCAUACGCUGCACGUAAAGCAGAAGAAGCUCGAUUGUUAGCGCCAGUCGCGGAUAAUUUGUCAGCUGAAAUUGUGGUCAGUAGGACGGACAGUAUUGGAUCAGAUAGUCCAAAUGAGACUACACCUCUGGUGUUAGAAUCGUCCGUUGGCGAGGGUCCUCAAAUACAUAUCGCGUACAAUUCACGACUGGAUGAAUAUUAUCCUGUCAUCCGACAAUUGGACGGAACAUAUCGUGCUGUACCAUUUGAUGCUCAAGGGGCCACUCAAAGGGACUGGCAAGGUGACACGCAUGGGAAUGGCCUUAUACCUUCAAUUGUUGUCGGCGACAAGGGAAGGUUUGAAGGGAAACUUAACAAUAUUAAUAUGCUGUUGAAAAGAUUGCAUUUGAACGGAAGUCAGGCGUAACUGGAUUCUACUAUAAGAAUAACAAAUUCAAAUUGACAUGAAAAAAAAAUUGUGCACUUAUAGAUAUGAAACUCUGCGACCCUACUCGAAAAACCUGUAACAAUGAGAGUGGUGGCUAUAUUAUAUUUAAAAGGUCAGCCUAUCGAUUGACUGUUAAAAAUUACAUUUUAAAUAAGUACUCGUUUCGAAUUAGUAGUAAGAUUCAAGAUUGUGUGACAAGUUAUGCGUAUAUUAAGAAAGUGUAUUAAAAUUAGAGUCACAGUUGUAAGCACUUCUUAAGGGAAAUAUGGGGUGACUAGGAACACUAGGUAUGUGUGAUCCGGUCCUAGCAAUGCCAUUGUAUGCAUUCGAUGCAUUUUUCAAUUUUAGUCCGACGAUGUAGGAAAAUUUCCGUGCAAAAAUGACAUUUGGUUACGCCGUGACCAUUUAGGUGACAAGCGGAGGGCAGCUCUUUUCCUGGCGGUGCGGUGGGGUGUGGUUGACGAUGCGCUCACUCAUUGACUAAUUCCAUGCCUUUACAAACUAGACCAAAAUAUCGUGAACUUUUUUUAAUUCUCAACUUUUUUUCCCAAAUUUCGAAAAUUUUAAAUUUUUGAUGAAAACUGAAAUUCUUUAAACAAAUGUGAAACUUUUGUAAAAAAUGAAAUUUAAGAAAAAAUUGAAAAAUAUGAAAUGUUUGAAAAAAUGAGAACAUUUUGAAAAAAAAUUGAAAUUUGAGAAAAAAAUUGAAACAUUCAACCCCACCGCCCCGCCAGCAGGAAAAGCUCUCCGCUUGUCACCGAAAUGGUCACAGUGUGAGUCGUGUGACCAAAUAUCAUUUUUACACAGAAAUUUUGUAACACCGUCGGACUAUGUACCGUUGAAAAAUACAUCGAAUGCAUAUAGUGGCAGUGCUAGGUCAGGGUCACACAUACCUAGUGUUCCUAGUGAGUACAAUACACUAAUCAUAAUUUGGAGUGCCUAAUGAAUGUGAGGGAAUUUUAUAUGCAUAAAUUUUACUUAAUUAAUGGUUGAGUAAUAAAAGUACUAUUGUACACAAUUAUUGAGA